CGUUGCAAUAUCUCUCUCUGAAACUGGAAAAUGUGGCAUAGCCCUGCAUCGGACAAUCGCUGUCUCGAUCUACAGGUACAUUGCGUCUUGAAUCACGAAAGGACAUGAUGUGGGUAAAUAAACACAUAUUAAAUUAUCCGCGGCUAUACCCUUUCUGCACAGGAUAUUUUUUUUUGAAUCCCAAAGCUGCGGCGACAACCAAUCCCUAAAUCGUCAAUGCGCAAUCUACAAACUGUCGAGUGGGUCCUCUCCUAAGAUGUGGGGAGAGAAUAACAGCUCCGCACUUAAUUCCAGAUUCGAUCAUAAGAACAACACCGUGUGCAACAUAAAUGCGUCACCUCCACAACGGGCUGCAGCCCUAGUUGCAGCCAUGACUAUGGAUGAGAAGCUGGUGAACCUUGUUGAUCACAGCCUUGGGGCAGAGCGACUGGGGUUGCCGAAAUAUGACUGGUGGAGCGAGGCACUACACGGCGUUGCCUUUUCUCCAGGUGUCCACUUUUCUACAAAUGGCGAAUUUUCUUCCGCGACAUCGUUCCCUAACCCGAUCACACUCUCUGCAGCAUUUGACGAUGCCCUUGUUGAAGCUGCAGCAGGUAUCAUCGGCUCGGAAGCUCGUGCAUUCGCAAACGCUGGCAAGGCAGGCCUUGAUUUCUGGACUCCGAAUAUCAAUCCUUUCAAGGAUCCCCGAUGGGGCAGAGGGCUUGAAACGCCCGGCGAGGACCCUCUACGAAUCGCAAAUUAUGUGAAGCACCUUAUCAAAGGUCUCGAAGGUACGGAAGAUACUCGCCAAGUUAUAGCGACAUGCAAGCACUAUGCAGCCUAUGACCUCGAACGAUGGAAUGGGGUUGUUCGAUAUGCAUUCGAUGCGAUUGUCUCCAUGCAGGAUCUCGUGGAGUACUACCUCCCCCCGUUUAGACAAUGCGCCAGGGAUUCAAAUGUUGGAUCCAUUAUGUGCUCGUAUAACUCUGUGAAUGGGACCCCAGCUUGUGCUAAUUCGUACCUUAUGCAAACUGUCCUUCGAGAGCAUUGGGGUUGGACGAAAGACAACAACUAUAUUGUCAGCGACUGCAAUGCGGUUCACAAUAUUUACGCUGAUCACCAUUGGCUCAAAAAUGCGGCUCAAGCGGCUGGGGCUGCUUUGACCGCAGGUACAGAUAAUGUUUGCGAAGCUGGAGGUUGGUCUACGGAUGUCGUUGGGGCUUACAACCAAUCUCUAGCCAGGAAGGCUGUUGUUGAUAAAGCAUUGGAGAGGCAGUACGAAGGCUUAGUUCGGGCGGGUUAUUUUGAUCCUGCUCAACUUGACCCGUAUCGCUCCCUUGGAUGGAGCAGUGUGAAUACCAAGAAGGCGGAUUCUCUCGCUCGCCAGUCGGCCGUAGACGGGAUCGUCAUGUUGAAGAAUGACGGCAUUCUCCCCAUGAGAUUCGGCAAGAAUCAGUCGAUAGCUGUUAUCGGGAUGUGGGCAAAUGAUACGAAAACGAGGAUGUUGGGAAAUUAUAACGGCCGACCUCCAUUCUACCGUACUCCCCUCUACGCAGCCCAGCAGCUUGGUCUGAAGGUGAAUUACGCCGAUGGACCUGUCAAGGACACCGGGAAUUUCACGACUGCUUUGAAUGCAGCAAAAGCUUCUGACGUGAUUUUCUACUUCGGUGGCAUCGAUGUCUCUAUCGAAAGCGAGGACCUCGACCGCACAACUAUUACAUGGCCCGAAUCCCAACUUUCCCUCCUGCGUAGCCUUAGUGCCCUGGGUAAACCGAUUGUAGUAAUUCAACUAGGGACUCAAGUCGACAACACCCCACUCCUAAACAACAAUAUCAUCUCCGCGAUCCUCUGGACGGGGUAUCCCGGUAUGUACGGCGGCCCUGCCGUCUUCGACAUCAUCACAGGCGCUAAAGCACCUGCUGGUCGUCUGCCCAUCACCCAAUACCCUGGGAACUAUACGACUCGAGUGCCAAUGACGGAUAUGGAUCUUAAACCAAGUGCAAAGAAUCCGGGUCGGACGUAUAAGUGGUUUGAUGGGGCUGUGCAGCCUUUUGGCUUUGGUUUGCAUUAUACAAACUUCACGAGAAACCCGCCAGUGUUCCAGUCGAAUUUACUCCUUGCGGAAUGCAUGCUUCCCCACCUCGAUCUCUGCCCCUUUCCACCCAUCCCCGUCAUCGUAACUAACACUGGCUCCCACACCUCUGAUUUUGUAGCUCUAGCUUUCAUCUCAACAACCCAGGGGCCGGCGCCGCAUCCUAUCAAGGAGUUGGCGAGUUAUAAGAGAUUGAGGGGUAUUGCGCCUGGGCAGCAGAGAGAAGUGGAGUUGGAAAUGAGGUGGGGCGAUCUGGCGAGAGUGGAUGGGAAUGGGAAUACGGUCCUUUAUUCUGGGGCGUAUUGUUUGGGGCUGGAUGUGCCCGAGAGAGAGAGGCUGUGCUUUGAAGUGCUGGGAGGGGAUAUCGUGUUGGAUUUUUGGCCAAAAGUAGGGGGUGGUGGGAAUGGGAUGGUGAGAGUAUGAAUGAGGAAUGCGUGAGAAGAGAGUGGGUGGGAGGCCUCGGGUCUUACAGCUGCUCUACUUAUUAUAACGAUAUUCUCUGCUCGAGGGAAUUUUACCAGGUGGGUGAAGGCAAUGAGAA
Molecule: messenger RNA, 2612 nt
Organism: Lindgomyces ingoldianus
Lineage: Eukaryota; Fungi; Ascomycota; Dothideomycetes; Pleosporales; Lindgomycetaceae
Product: glycosyl hydrolase family 3 N terminal domain-containing protein
Exons: 4
Coding region: 257-2494 (745 amino acids)
Biological process (GO): xylan catabolic process; arabinan catabolic process
Cellular component (GO): plant-type cell wall
Molecular function (GO): xylan 1,4-beta-xylosidase activity; alpha-L-arabinofuranosidase activity
Source: RefSeq, a predicted model, not a curated record